AUGGCCCACCACCAUCAGUAUCAACAAGCGCCUCAUCAUCAACAACAGCAACCACUACAGCAACAACAGCAGUACCACCCGUACCACCACCAGCACCACCAUCAGUCGCAUCCGCACCAACAGCACCGUCAGGACACACACUACGUUGCCGGCGGUGGCAGUUGGAAGAAAUCAUUUUACCCAACGUCGUCUGCGUCACUGGAUGGUGGGCCGGUUGAUAAGGUUUUCGCCACGCUAGAAACCAGAUCGGCGCCGUUCACAACCGUUCACCACCACCACCAGCGGUACGAGGGAGGAUCUACUGGCGCUAGUACUAGCGGGAACCAGAACCAUCAUCGCUGGCAACAUCGCCAGCGCCAUCACUCUCACGGGUCCAAUAACGCAUCGCCACCGCCGCCCCUUAGUAGCACCACGGCCAAAAUCGUCAUCAGUGGAAUACCGCAGCACGCCAAGUUCGACGAUAUCGAGCCGCUGCUGAAACCGUACGGUAAGGUGGAGCACUGCGAGGCGGGCACUAGCAAAGACCCGAACACCCAGACCGUCCAUAUCACGUUCGAGAACCACGAUCAGGCACAAAGAGCGGUUUCCGGUUUGAACGGAAUCGAGUUCGACAGCUCCAAGCUGCUGGUGGAGCUGUCCGAGGCGAACAAACAGGCACGCCGGGCGCAGCGCAACCGUUCGCAGUACGGCGUGGGCGGAAUGCCGGGCGGAGGCGGCGGCCCCGGUCGCCAGACUGACUUCCCGCUGCGGGUGCUGGUGGCGAGCGAGAUGGUCGGGGCCAUCAUUGGGCGCCAGGGCAGCACGAUACGGCACAUUACGCAGCAGAGCCGGGCGCGCGUCGACGUCCACCGGAAGGACAACGUCGGUUCGGUUGAGAAAGCCAUCACGAUCUACGGCAACCCGGAGAACUGCACGAUGGCCUGCAAGAAGAUCCUGGAGGUGAUGCAGCAGGAGGCAAACAGCACGAACAAGGGCGAGAUCUGCCUGAAGAUCCUGGCGCACAACAACUUGAUCGGGCGCAUCAUCGGCAAGAGCGGCAACACGAUCAAGCGGAUAAUGCAGGACACCGACACGAAGAUCACCGUCAGCUCGAUCAACGACAUCAGCAGCUUCAACCUGGAGCGCAUCAUCACGGUGAAGGGCACGAUCGACAACAUGUCGAAGGGCGAGAGCCAGAUCAGCGCCAAGCUGCGCCAGAGCUACGAAAAUGAUCUGCAAGCACUCGCCCCGCAGAGCAUCAUGUUCCCGGGCCUGCACCCGAUGGCUAUGAUGUCGACCGCCGGCAACGGCAUGGGCUUCACGGGCCGCACUGGUGGCGGCGGCGGUGGAGCGGCCGGCGCCGGUGCCGGUGGAGCGGGCGGCGGAGCCGGUGGCAUGUAUCCAGGGUCCAACUUCCCCAUGUACCAGCCGCCGGCCGGUGGUCCGGCGGCGGCCGGCGUGCCGUCCGGCUCGAGCGAGGUCCAGGAGACGACCUUCCUCUACAUCCCAAACAAUGCGGUCGGCGCCAUCAUAGGAACCAAAGGAUUGCACAUUCGCAAUAUCAUCCGCUUCUCCGGUGCGUCCGUCAAGAUUGCGCCGCUCGAGGCGGACAAACCGCAGGAGCAGCAGACCGAACGCAAAGUUACCAUUAUCGGCACACCGGAGGCCCAGUGGAAGGCACAAUACCUGAUCUUCGAGAAGAUGCGGGAAGAAGGCUUCGUGUCCGGCACCGACGACGUUAGGCUGACGGUGGAGAUCUUUGUACCGAGCGCACAGGUUGGUCGCAUCAUCGGCAAGGGAGGCCAGAAUGUACGAGAACUGCAGCGUGUCACUGGCAGCAUAAUUAAGCUUCCCGAGCACACGGCCAGCACGCCGGUCGACGAGGAAACCACGGUGCACAUCAUUGGACCGUUCUUCAGUGUACAGUCGGCCCAGCGGCGCAUUCGCACGAUGAUGCAGGCCACGAAUCCACCUCCGGCAACGAAACGGCAAUCCACUCAGAAAGCCAAGGAUCAGUCAACGGUGGCAGUGGGUGGUACGGCGGGUGCGGGUGCAGUCACCACAGCCAGCGCCGCCAGCACCAGUCCCGGUGCGACGGCCCCCGCCGCCGGUUCCACCAGCCCACCAAGUACGCCACCGCAGCAGCAGCAGUCGUCCAGUACCAGUGCAUAA
This is a messenger RNA of Anopheles cruzii, 2151 nucleotides long. It is a transcript of the gene Imp, whose product is annotated as insulin-like growth factor 2 mRNA-binding protein 1. The coding region runs from base 1 to 2151 and encodes 716 amino acids. Gene Ontology annotation, cellular component: cytoplasm; nucleus; cytosol. The transcript has 5 exons. NCBI's taxonomy places the organism in Eukaryota, Metazoa, Arthropoda, Insecta, Diptera, Culicidae. Gene Ontology annotation, molecular function: mRNA 3'-UTR binding. The record is from RefSeq and is a predicted model, not a curated record. Gene Ontology annotation, biological process: nervous system development; regulation of gene expression.